Anoplophora glabripennis (Asian longhorned beetle) is the source of this 1572-nucleotide messenger RNA. Its product is annotated as activating signal cointegrator 1. The coding region runs from base 146 to 1525 and encodes 459 amino acids. NCBI's taxonomy places the organism in Eukaryota, Metazoa, Arthropoda, Insecta, Coleoptera, Cerambycidae. The record is from RefSeq and is a predicted model, not a curated record. Gene Ontology annotation, biological process: regulation of DNA-templated transcription. Gene Ontology annotation, cellular component: nucleus. Gene Ontology annotation, molecular function: zinc ion binding. The transcript has 9 exons.
UAUAAACUUUCUAAAAAUUAGUCAAAUCAAAUCGUCAAAUCUAUAGUCCUAAUAGGAAAGGAAGUUGAAAUUUUGAAAAUAAUACGAAUCUAGUAUAUUGUAGGUAUAUAAUUAAUAUAAAUCCUUUAUAUUAAAUAAUUCCAAAAUGACAAAGCAAGAACCUUUGGUAGAAUAUUUAAAAGUUAUAAUAGGUAAUGAUGUUUCUAGUGAUAUUGUGAGCUAUAUAAAAAGUAUAAAACAUGAAGAAGAUUAUGAAGAAUUUAUGGAAAACAUUCUGGACAAAAAUAACAGUGCACAUAUGAGAUCAUAUGAAGGAAUUAAAAACAUCAUUUUGGGAUACAAAAAUAAUGAAAAGAAUUCCAAUAAUGCUCCUCAGAAAACCGACAGUCGUUUUGAUAGUCAAAGUCGUUCAACACAACAUCAAAAGAAGGGCAAAACGAAAUUUAGAGAUAUCAACACGUAUCAAGCCAAAAAGAAGGAAAAGGAUGGUCGGUCACCAUGUGAUUGUUUAGGUCAAGAACAUGAAUUCAUGAACAAUUGUUUAGUUUGUGGAAAGAUACACUGUAUGGAAGAAGGACCAGGCCCUUGUCUCUUCUGUGGAAAUCCUGUAACCGUAAGAGGAGAAGAAUCAUUCAACAAUGGUGGAAAAACAAAAUCUAUCAUGAAACCUCGAGAAAACAAAGUUUUUGAUGACGAUAAUGACUAUUUCAAGAUUAAUUCGAAGAAGAAUAAGGAAAAAGAGAGUAAAAAGAAAAUGGUAGUUGCAUUAGACUUUGCAGCUCGUCGAGUUAUAGAGAGCAGUCAGGAAGAUGCAAAGAUAAGAGAACGGUUAUUACAGGAAUCUGUGGAACACUUGAAGAAGGUCGAAAAAGUUUAUAAGAACAUUCAGAAGCAUUCAGAACAAGUGAAUAAAGAAAAGAGAAAUAAGAAUGUGAAUGAUGAUUUGGUGAAUUUAUUGAUACAAAUGCGCUAUAAGAAACCUGUAGGUGUGGAAGAUCUGGGACAAGAGGAUGGCAUUAUGCCAAUCAUUGAUUACGGUACGAGAGUGUUUGAUGAGGACCUCAUGGCCACAGUUGACCAUGGGCUGUGCCUCAGCAUGCAUCAACCUUAUGCGAGUCUUCUUGUUGCCGGAGUUAAAAUGCACGAAGGGAGGACGUGGCCAACAACUCAUCGGGGACGCCUGUGGAUUGCUGCUGCUGCUAAAGCACCAGAUGAAGAUGAGGUUGAUGCCCUGGAAAGUUUCUAUAGAGAAUACUAUCAAGAUCCCACUUUGUCAUUUCCCAAGGAGUUUCCCACAAGCUGUUUACUCGGCUGUGUAUUUGUGGAAGACUGCAUGGAGCAAGAAGCCUACCGUAAAAAAUAUCCAAAUGGAGAAAGCAACAGUCCCUUUGUCUUGAUUUGUUCAAAUCCAAUCAUUUUGCCUAUAUUUUAUCCGAUUAUUGGCAAACAUAAAAUAUAUCCAUUAGAUAAGGAAUUGCACAAAUGUGCGAAGAUGGCUUUACAGCAUGCUAAGUAUAUUUCCUAGAAAUGUUUUGUUUUAUCUUUUGUCUCUGAAUAAAAAUUGAAACCUGA